This is a messenger RNA of Juglans regia (Persian walnut), 1162 nucleotides long. RefSeq names its product homeobox-leucine zipper protein ATHB-6-like. Gene Ontology annotation, biological process: positive regulation of DNA-templated transcription. Bases 155 to 1051 code for a protein of 298 amino acids. Gene Ontology annotation, cellular component: nucleus. The transcript is spliced from 3 exons. The record is from RefSeq and is a predicted model, not a curated record. Gene Ontology annotation, molecular function: sequence-specific DNA binding; DNA-binding transcription factor activity, RNA polymerase II-specific. Lineage: Eukaryota; Viridiplantae; Streptophyta; Magnoliopsida; Fagales; Juglandaceae.
ACAAUUCCCAGUCCGUUCCUCUUUUAUUAAUAGUUGUGGUCUUGCUUACACUGCCUUUUCAAACCAAGAACUUGCUCACAACUCUCCCGUUCCUUCCUUCAGCUCUGUAAAACAGUGAGGGACUUCAAAAGAUACGGCUCUAAACAUUUCAGCAAUGCAGCAGCAGCUCGAUAGCUCAGAUUCCUUGGGUGCUUUAAUCUCAUUCUGUCAACCUAAAGUUUAUGCAGAAAAGAAAGAAGAGCAGAACACACAUGGUUACGGUGCAGAAUUCCAGGCAAUGCUGGAUAGGAUAAACCAAGAAGAUUUGGGGUACGAAACCGGCCUGAUCUUGGAGAAGAGACAGCGGCUGAGCUUGGAACAGGUGAAGGAACUGGAGAGAAACUUUGAGGUGGAAAACAGGCUAGAGCCAGAGCGAAAGGUGAAAUUAGCAGAAGAUUUAGGGUUGCAACCACGGCAAGUAGCAAUAUGGUUCCAAAACCGCAGAACCCGUUGGAAGACUAAGCAAUUGCAGAGAGACUAUGGCGUCCUUAAAGCCAGUUAUGAUGCUCUAAAGCUAGACUGCGACAAUCUUCAACAAGAAAAAGAAGCUCUAAACUCAACGCUGAGAGAGUUGAAAGAGAAGAUCUACAGAAAAAGUGCAGAGAGCAAUCACUCAGCAGAAGAAGAGUCCCUAAUCUCAGAGUUCAACAACAACGUUUCAGAACAAUAUAAAGCCAGUGAUUUACAUGAGAAUAAGAAGAACAAGGCAAGCUUCGGAGUGCAUGAGAAUUCCAAAGAUGGGUCAUCGGGUAGAGUUUCUAAUGGAGUCGUGAAGGAAGAAAACGAAAGCAACACGAUGUUUUCAAUCUGUUUCAAUGGCGCCUCGUCUUCAUCCUCAAACGCAAUGGUGGAUCCGUUUUGGUUCUCUGAAUCCAGAGCAGUUGCAGAUAAAACAUACCAACCUCAACCUGUGAGGAUGGAAGAGCAGAGCUUAUUCCCUAUAGAGGAGUCUUGUAAUUUCCUUUCAGUUGAUCAAGCUCCUACUCUCCGUUGGUACUUCCCCGAGCAGUAAAACCAGUCCAGACUCAAACUUCGAAGUUGCUAAAUUCCACAUUUGCAUGCAGGAUGCGUUUGUUUAUUUAAUAUAUUUCUACAGAUAUAACACAAAUCCCUAUUUCAUAUA